Trichoderma asperellum CBS 433.97 is the source of this 504-nucleotide messenger RNA. The record is from RefSeq and is a predicted model, not a curated record. NCBI's taxonomy places the organism in Eukaryota, Fungi, Ascomycota, Sordariomycetes, Hypocreales, Hypocreaceae.
AUGGCCAGCUGUCAGGCAUUGUACGCCUUCUCUCUCGGGCCUGGAUCUCUGCAGGUCCCUGGAGUAGCUACCCCUCACUGGUUGCUAGCUUCUGCGCCUCCCAUUGCUUCAAUCGUGCUUUUUUCCAUAACCAGGGAGGAGAGGGAAUUUGGACAUACACAUCUCGGGCUAAGCAAUAUGACGAAUAGCGGCCGUCUGGCGACCAUGCCACACCAUGGUGCCUAUACCCAACCCUUGCUUGCUACUGCUACUGCUAGCAAUCGUACGGGACGUCCUCGUGAUAAGCAUUCAUCCUCGGCCUCUGCACCUGCGUUCCAACCCGGUUCAUUUAAGGCCAGAAUCCCUGGGGCAAGUCUAGCCUCGUCUGGCCCUGGUUACCUUGUUCCCCCACCACACACUGAUGCAAGUGUCGUGGCAUCGUCAACCAUGCAUGGCGGUUCAACCCGCAGCUCCCCAGAACGCUCCGUAGAUAGCGUCAGUUUUUAUGGGAGGGUGCCACCUUGA